Messenger RNA from Ananas comosus (pineapple), 726 nucleotides. RefSeq names its product wound-induced protein 1. NCBI's taxonomy places the organism in Eukaryota, Viridiplantae, Streptophyta, Magnoliopsida, Poales, Bromeliaceae. The record is from RefSeq and is a predicted model, not a curated record. The coding region runs from base 109 to 570 and encodes 153 amino acids. The transcript has a single exon.
GUGUUUUUGGAAUUUGGGUCCACCCCCAAGUUCAAAAUGGCUAUAAAUAACUACGUCCAUACACUUUGUGCACACCACACACAUAUAUAGACGAAGAGUUAGCAGGAUAUGGCACAGCAUAACAAGAAGCUGGUGGAGUUGUUAUACGAUUCACUGGCGCGGGGGGACACGGAGGCGGCGGCGGCACUGCUGGCGCGGGACGUGGACUGGUGGUUCCACGGGCCCCGGCGGUGCCAGCACAUGCGGCGGCUGCUGACGGGGGAGGCGGUGGACGAGUUCCGGUUUGUGCCGCGGCGGAUCGCGGAGGUGGGCGAGGGGGCGGGGCUAGGGUGGGUUGUCGCGGAAGGGUGGGAAGGCGAGCAGGCGUAUUGGGUCCACGCCUGGGCCGUCGAGGGCGGAGUCAUCACGCGGUUUCGCGAGUAUUUUAACACGUCGGUUACCGUCAGAGAAGUUGGUCGGGCCGCCGCCACCGCCGCCGACGUUGGAUGCGGAGACGGAGACGCCGUUUGGCAGAGCCAGGCACGUGCACAGACCAGCCGGUCGUUGCCGGGGCUCGUCCUCGCAAUUUAGACUCGGUGUACAGUUUUGAUCAAAAUAUGUUAAGCAGGGGAAGGGUUCUGGUACAUUUUGGGUAUGUUGUUGUGUGAGUGGGAAUGCGCGCGUGUUUUGUACGAAUUUUAAGGUUGGGCCCUUUCAAUCAAGUUGCGUAUUAUAAUUUGUCAUUUU